Messenger RNA from Apis cerana (Asiatic honeybee), 1836 nucleotides. RefSeq lists its product as uncharacterized. Lineage: Eukaryota; Metazoa; Arthropoda; Insecta; Hymenoptera; Apidae. The record is from RefSeq and is a predicted model, not a curated record.
GAAAUUUAUUAGCAAAUUUUGAUUGUUGCGAUUAUUCUAUAAUAUGAUUAUUUAAAGAUUUAUAGAUUCAUUUAUAAAUUUUAAAGAUUUUAAAUGAUAAUAAUGUUUAAAAAAUGUAUAUAUAAAGAGAAUUUGUUUACAUAUACUAUUUUUUUAGUCAUAUUUUAAAACUUUGUUAAAAAUAUUUGAAAAAGCGCCUUAAUAUUUUAAGUCGUUACAAAUUGAAAAGUUUAUUUUCAACAUUCAAUUCCUAUAAUAUAUAAUAGAAGUAAUAUAUUUUUGAAAUUUUGCAUUUGUUAAAAAAAUUUAACAUUUUAUAAAGUGGAUUUUUAUUUUUUUUUAUUAAUGAAUAUGCAUCAAAAAACUAAUAUAUAGUAAUUUAUAGUAAUUUAAUAUUUGACUGCAUAUAAAUUUAAAUUUUUGAACAUAACAUGAAUUAAACAAAUUAUAUAUUGGUAUAAAAAAGUAUUAAUAUAUAAAAAAAUACUAAUAUAUAAAAGUACUAAUAUAUAAUAUAUAUAUAAAUAGUUUAUUUAUUAUAAUGCAUAUAUGAAAUAAAUUUAAAAAAAAACGUACAUUAUGUUAACAAUAAAAGUAUAUAAUUUAAAUAUAUUCUUGUUUUUUCCUAUUUCUUAUUUAUUUGCCAUUGAUGGAAGUACAAUAUUAAAAGAAUUGGGAGAAAAACAAUAUCAUUUAAUUAAAGCAAAAUCAUCAUUAUCUCAACAUGGAAUUUGUUGGCAAAAUGCUAUUAAAACAAUGAAAAUUGAUUGUAAUAAAUUAAAUGAUCAAGAACAUUCUCUUCUUGCCUUAAAAUUAACAAAUUGUUUUUUAAAAGAUAGUGGGCAUGAGGCAUAUGAUUGUUAUCUUAUUAAUUCAGAAUAUCAACGCAGAAAUUGUAUUAAUAAUAUGUCAGAUAGAGCAUUCAAUGUAUAUAAUGAAUUUUAUAUACACACUAUGCACAUGUGUUUUUAUUUAAAUUAUGAAGUUUGGCAAGUUCAAACUGAUAACAUGGUUAAACAAUUAUAUCAUGUUUCUUCUCGAAUGAAAGAACAAUUAUUAGAAGCUUCAGAAAUGCAAGAAAUUAUACUUGAUAAUCAAAAACAGAGUCUACAAAUGCAAAAUAAACUUUUAAAUCAUGGAAAAGAACUUGGUAUUGUAUUGAAAUCUUCUUCUGAAAGUGUUAAUAAUUUAGUUAAAGAUUUCAAAGAAUCUGCAAAAGAUCAAAGAGAAUUAUUGUAUGAAAUCUUCUCAUACUUUCGUUCUUUUCAAAAUUGGAUUGUUGGAGAAGUUUCUUGGUUUCAAUCAAUUAUUUAUUACAUAACUAGUUGUAUUUUAUGUGCGUUAUUUAGUUCUUCUAAAAAAACUACAGAUGCAAGAAUCACUCUUUUUUCAAUUUUAAGUUUGAAUAUAGUAAUAGAACGAAUGUUAGUUCAAUAUUAUAAUAAUAUGCAUUAUUCUAAUAACAAUCAGAACAAUUUAUUGAAUACAAUAUGGAUAUGUAGAAAAGUAGUUCUUACUGUUUGUGCCAUUACAUUAUUCUGUACAUAUUAUUAUUAUAAAGAUGAACAAGUAGAAAAUAAUAAAGCAUUAAAACGUAUUGAACAUCAAUUAAACACUAUACAGAAAGUUACAUCUAUUUCUACUAAAUAUCCAAUUCGUUAUUCUACACGAUUAAGAAUGAAGCAUUUACAAGCACAGGCUAAUAAACAGACUGAUAAUGAAAUUUUUUCAUGAUAUAAUAUUUUAUUUUAUAUUAUUAAUUCAUUAUAAUAAUAGUAAUAUGAAUUUUAAUAGUGAUAAUAAUAAUGUAACAAUAAAAAUAUUUUUUAUAUAAUA